Cornus florida is the source of this 7489-nucleotide messenger RNA. RefSeq lists its product as uncharacterized. NCBI's taxonomy places the organism in Eukaryota, Viridiplantae, Streptophyta, Magnoliopsida, Cornales, Cornaceae. The transcript is spliced from 9 exons. The record is from RefSeq and is a predicted model, not a curated record. Bases 922 to 2121 code for a protein of 399 amino acids.
GUAACACUUUAAGUUAUAUAAAGCGAAAAUGAGGGUGGAAUUCAAAAGCGGGAGCGUGAGAGUGGUAUAAUCAUAAUUAAGUCAUAAAUAGUGAGAAUUUGAACGAGUUUGUGAAGCAUAAAAGCGAGAAUGCGUUCGGAGUGUGAUAGCGACACUUGUUAAGAAGAAUUGUGUGACUUAGGUGACAACAGUAACCGAUCAAUAAAAAUACUCUAUUAAAAUAAAGUAGUCUCACAACAGAUUAGUCAAAUUAUUAAUAAAGCCAAUCAAUUUGUUUUAAUAAAGUGCCGCAAUUUCUAAAGUUACCCACGACCCAAUUUUUUCUGGAAGAAAAAUAGAAAAGAAGAAGAAGAAAAGAAGAAGAAGAGGUCUAUGACACUUGGCCAGUUAAAAAAAAAAAAAGGCCCAUUAGGGCACGACCCUAACUCAAGAUAAACAACAACCAACAGGUGCCCAAGUUGAUUCAACCCGACCUAAUUCCCUUCUCUGUAUCUUCUUCUCUCCAGCUUAUAGCUCGAAUAUAGGUCUGUUUGUCAGUCGCUGAGCUCUCUACAAAGCUCAUCAUAAAUCAUCAACCUAGGUCGAUUAUGGUUGGGGGUUGAACCGUUUCUCCAUCAAUAUUUCUGGCUGAGUAUUUAUUUAUUUAUAUAUGAAAGAUUAGGCUUAAACUCCCAGAAUGAGUACCUCGUUGAAGAAGAGUAAGAGUCCAGGAGGUUAUGGAGAGAGUUUUGAUAGAUUCAGCAAUAUUCCUGAUAAAUUUUUCAUGAGAUUCUCCGCCUCUUUCCCAUCAAAGACAUUGCUCGUACCAGUCUCGUCUCCAAAAGAUUCAGAUUGGUCUGUCUGUCUGUCCCAGAUUUGUUUCUUGAUUUUGAAUCGCACGAUCUAUGGAAGGUGGGUUAUUGGACAGGUAAGUUUUUCAAUAUGCAUAAUGGGGCGAAAUUGCGACGUUUUGUUCUGAAGACGAAUGAUGAUGAUACUUAUUAUCAUCGUGCAUGCAAUUGGAUUCUCAAUGCUACGGUGAUUUGUGAAGCGGAAGAGCUCCAUCUAUCAUUUAAAAUGCUGUCGGAAAAAUGCUUUUUUCUAUCACCAUCCACCUUCGUAAGAGUGAUCAGAUUGAGAUUUUACCACUCCAUUCUCAAACUGCCCUCCCCUACAAACAGCAACAGAUUCAGUUCGCUCCAGGUUUUGGACAUAAGAGGCAUAAGACUUGAUCCUCAAAACAUAUCUGAUGAUUGGGUUUCGUCUCUCUUUCCGGUUUUUAAAAAGUUAAAGCUGCAAGAGGUGGAAGAGAUAAGCAAUCUCAGUAUCACAAGUUCUUCUCUUGAAUGCUUAAAAAUAGAGGAGUGUGCCUUUUGCAUAGUAGUUGUGUCUGCCCCUAGACUCCAGAGUCUAGGUGUGGUGAUAUGCUAUACUGAUCGUGAAUUCGACCUGCCACCGGACGAUUUGUUAUUUAGAAUUUAUGCACCCAGCCUUCAAAAAUUCAGUUGGAUUGACGACCAUUAUGUCCUCAAUGGGAGCUCUAUGUGCCUACCAACUGCGAGCAUUGAUGCUCCAAGCAUUAUAUGGAGUUCUGCUACUAACCAAAACGAAAACAAAAACUUGCUUCUGCUUCUUCAAUUUAUAAACCAUGCCAAAUCAGUUACACUAAGCUUCGUUUAUUCAUGCAAGGACUGGUUUACACAAGAUUCGCCACGGUAUAUGUUGGAUAAUGUGCAAAACUUGGAAGUGUUUUGUCAGAAUUUUCGUGAAAUGUCUACAUUGGCCUCCUUUUUUGGAAUAUUGUCUAAUCUGAAGACCCUGACCAUGAGAUGCAUGGACCGUCGAUGUUCUGCAUCAAACAUGUUGUUGGCUUCAGAGACCCAUGAUUUUGAUAUAGAGUACUGGGAGUCUCAAGAUGUUGCAUUUAUUCAUCAACUGAAGGAAGCGAAUAUUAAGGUUCAUCAUUCCGGAUUGGAAGUUGGAUUGAUAAAAUAUUUGAUCAAGCACGCAAAAGCACUAAACAGGAUGACUGUCACUUUUGCAAGCCAUUUUGAUAUUAGUAGAUUAAGGAGGGUUCGAGAAAAGUUAUCAGAAUUCUAUGAGACCUUUUCCGAUGAAACAUUAGAUUUUGUGUUGAAUUGAAGCUGUUAGAAAAUUACUUUUAUAUUAGUUAUAUUUCUGUAAAGUUAGAAUUUCAAGGUAUUAUGAGAACUUAGGUUUACACUUUUUUUUGAGAAGAAUGAUGCUCUACUAAAUUGCACUCAUGUUAUCGACACUUGGAUAGAAAAAAUAUAUUAGCUAAUGUCAUUUUUCAUCAUGAUACAUGCUGGUUUGAUAUAGUAUUACCACUAUGUUUCCAAUCAAUUCCUUUUUCAAUAAAUUUUAUUUUAUUUUUUAUUUUUUUGAUGACUGCUUCUUUUGGAGGGAGUUAGACUAACGUGGACAAAAAAGAAGAAGGAAGAAACUAUCUGGCAAUUUCUGUCUACAUAGAUGAUCGCUACCGACAAAGGAAUUCGGCAAAGAUGCAAUUAUGUGCAUUUGAUGGCAGAAUCAAGGAGACAACUUAUGGGAAAAUUUGAACUGUCACCUAGAUCAUCAAAUUGAUGCCAAUUCAAAUUUGCAUCAACUGAAUCUUCAGGCAAUUUCUGGUGUCUGCUGGCUGUGAUCAGUGUUAAAGAAUGUGUAAUAUGAUAUGUCCUACUCAAAUUUCAGGUUUCUUUGAGGCUGCCUGGCCUUUAUUAAUAAUGGUAUCAUAGUCUUCUUACAAAUGAAGCUGUAGGAUUUGUUAAUCCAGAAAGACCUGCAUAAACUAAUAUAUAGACUAUUCUUAACUUAUAUAUAGUAUAUACUCAGACUUGCGCUCAGUCCUAUUAUGCUUGAAUAAUUAUUAGGAGAAUUAUUUUUAAUUUAAAGAAUAAAAAUCCAAGUAUAUGUUUUUAGAAUAGACCCUUCCCAAGAUUUUCCCUCGUCUUUCAUCUCUUUCCUUCCCUCAUUUUUAAUUUUUCCUUCUUUUGAAUAUUUUCUUCUCCCGCUCUUAGCCUGCCUGCACGUUCAGCCAUACACUUUCUUCUCUCAAUUCUCAGGCUCCCUGUCAACUUCACCCUUACCAAAACCCUAAAUCUCGAUCUAGAAUUUUCGUUAUCGAUUGGCUUGCAAGGCUCGCUCUCUCAAAAACCCUAGUCGCAGCAACAUCAAUUGCCUUGAUUAUGAAUUGUAAUCGUACGCAGAUCUACAGAUUUUGAUUGGUGAGGAAAGUCAGUCUAGCAGCUUUGGGGAUGGAGCAAACAAGUCAACUUCCUCAGGAUUAAGGCAUUUAAAUUUGAAGAAUUCAUUCAAGCUGGGUAUUCAUUCUCUGCUAACAACAUGUUUGAAGGAGACCAGAAAAAACCAAAUUUGGUAAGUGUAGACUGAUGCACCUUCAACCUUGAUCUUAUAUUGGUGACAAGGUUAAUUUAAUGAUGCAAUGAAGACCUGCAGUUGUGUGUGUGAGAGACUGUGCAAUUGGGAUUACAAGGAAUGGGUGAUGUGAUGAUCCAAGUCUGUUCAACUAAAGAAAUUUCAUGCACAAAGCAGAAACGCAUUGAUUGUUCUAUAUAAAGUAUGAAGUAAAGAGAUUCGGAUUAUUUUUUUUUGACAAAUUUAGGUGAGUAAGCCAACUUCCAACAAAUCAUUAUCUCACUAAUUAUCAUUAUUCACUAAUUAUCGGCAUAUUAGAAAGAUGAGGCAAAAUAAAUUGUGACACAAUUAAGUUGAAUCAACGAACUAGAUUACUAGAAUCCAUUAAAUCAACAAAUUAAAAAUAUCAGUUACACUCAUAUAUCAUUGGGAAUAUAUCCUAUUAAAUCCACAAAAUUAGAAAUAGGAAAGUUAAAUUAGAGAGAGCCAAGAGAAGAAGAAUAGAGGAAAAAAAAAAAUAAAAAAAAAAAAAUAAAAGAAGAGGAGACUAGAAAGAGCCAAGAGAGAAGAAUAGAGAAAAUAAAUAAAUAAAUAAAUAAAAACGAAGAGCCUAGACUCGGCUCAAAGAAAAAAAAGAAAAAGAAAAAUGAGCCUAGACUCGGCUCAAAGAAGAAAAAAAUAAAAAAAAUAAAAAGAAGAGCCUAGACUCGGCUCAAGGAAGAAUAGAGAAAAAAAAAUAAAAAAAGAAGAGCCUAGACUCGGCUCAAAGCAGAAUAAAAUAAAAAAAUAAAAAGAAGAGCAAGAGAGUGACUAGAGUCACUAGAGCCGAGAGAAGAAGAAAAACUGAAGAGAAGAAGAAGAAGAAAAGAGAAAAAAAAAAAAUUGCCGAGAACUGAGAAGAGAAGAAGAAGCAAGAAGGAGAGAAGAAGAAGAAGAAGAAGAAGGAGAAGAAGAAGAGAGGGAAGGAGAACUUACCAGGCUUCGGCGCAGAUGCAGAUCUGGCAGAUCCAGUCUUCGGCGCUUCGCAGAUCACUCGAAUUAUAAUGUAGGAGAUCUGGAGCAUGAUCUUUGAAUAGCAAAGAAGAAUGAGAUUCAAUACUUGAUGGGGUAUGCUUGAAUUGCUGAGUAAUCUAAUUAUAUGGUUACCUUUUAAACAACAAUCAUCAUGCUUUCAUGUGGUUGUUCAAUUUAUGCGUAUAGACAGAUAGAAGGUUUGUUGUUAAUUUUUUUAAGUUGAAGGUCAACGAAUUUUUGCAAUGGGACAGCUUUGUAGAUCCAAUCUUUAUAGAAAGCUGUAAAACUUGCACUAAUAUUCAAGGUUUAAAACUUUCAUGUAUGGAUGAUGUGGUGAUAAACAGAUGUACCGUGUAACAUUAGAACUCCAAAACAGACCUGUUUUACCCUGGUUUACGUCUUUAGAUAUAGAAUAAGGUUUAUUGUGAAGGAUGGUGGAAACUUGGGGUCUAAGAAAACAAGAGGCUUUAUUCCUCAUACAACUCAAGUAUAUUCGUAUGGUAUAACGAUGGAGAGUUACUGUUUUAUUUUUUUUCUGGUUAGUAUACCAUAUAUUUUUUAGUAGUUUUUCUUUCAUCUAGAAUCUAUUCACUUUUUUUCUGGUUAAAAAACUGCAUAUUCCUAAUUGCUGACCGGUGCUUUAAAGAACAAGGCACUACCGCUGGAGAACACCAAUAAAUUUUACUACGUCAAUUUUUAUUACUAUUUUUAAAAUUUUCUUUUUGGGUUGUGUUGGCGACAAUCUUGGUCAGUCAUCCUUUUUGAUGCUUGGUUUCUUUGUUUUUUUAAUUAUUUUGGGUGUUUUACCAUAUCACAUCAAACAGUAUAACUGGGUUCUUAUUUUUAUUUAUUUAUUUAUUCUUUCUAUAUUCUAUAUCAUUUAUGUGACUUUUUGGUUCUAUAAAAAUAAUUUUCCUGAAAUAUGGCAAUGGAGUCUACUACAUGAUUGAUUUAUUGAGUGGCGAGCAUCUUAUGUACUAGUUUCCCUAGUGAAAUCCUUUGUAGUUGAAGACGAGGAUGUUGAAUUAUGGCACAUGCAACAGCACUGGGGUUCUGUAAUCCGAAAUUACGUUGAGGCAUCCUUGUUGGUACCUGUAUUAUAACAAGUAAACCUUUUCUUACAUUCUGGAUAUAAUCGGAACCUGAAGUGUACUAGCUUAGAAAUUCAUUUGACAGUUUAUGGAAGCUCUUACAUCAUGCAUCUCACAUUCAUGUGUACCAACAUAAUGUUGUUAACAAAUAUUCUGCAGCGCUUUGUGCACAGUUUGAGAUGCUACUAAAAAUUUGUUGUUCUCAUGAAACUAGGAUUAACGUUAGGUCAUCUUUACAUAAAUUUGAUCCCUUACUGCUGAGAAGCCAUAGGAUCGGUGUUGGUGCAGCUUUCUGGUUUGCUUUUGGAACUUUAGUCAUCUGAAAAAAAAAUGUUGCGUUUGCCAUCUGAACCCGGAUUUAGAUUCUCAUCUUGUACUGCAUCAUCCCUUUGUUCCACUCUUCUGUUUUCUUUCAAACAAAAGUUCCAUUUUGAUUAUUUCAAGUAAAUAAUUGAAAUCAGGUUGAGGGUUGGAUCCCAAGUAAAUCAGGUUGUGAGAUGUAAAUACUACUCGAAAUGAAGUCCUUGCUAAAUAAAUCUAAAACCCUUGGUGAAAGAUUAAGUUGUCAAUUUUGAAAUAUUGAUCAUAGGAGGACACACACACACACACACAAACAUGUAUCCAUUUGAUUUGUGCACAUGAGAAGCUGGUUGGAUCCACCAGUCAGCUAAUUAAAAUUUUAAAAUUUUAUAUUUGGCACGCUUUUCAAUCAUCAUCAUUAUCAACUCUGUAAACAAAUCAAUUGAUUCCUUAUCUUCCCAUGGAUCAACUCUUACUUGCUCCGUUGACAUCAGUUUUGUAUUCUUGUCAUAUUUUAAUUAAUUAAUUAAAGAAGUUCAGAAUUAAUUAAACUACAAAUGGACGGCCUAGAUCAUUCAGUACUCACGUUUACUUUCUCUUUGAAUAACCCACUAAACAUCCCUAAACAAUGUCAUGUAUGUGUUCAUUCACUUCAUGGCCUCUCUAGCUCACCAUCUUCUUUCUCUCUUCCUCUUCAUGACCCUUCUCUACACCUCCAUCAAUGGCAAUUCUGUAAAACCAUCCAACAGUGCCUGCCCUUCUCUCAACUGCGGUAAUGGCCUCGUCAUUGGCUACCCAUUUUGGGCACAAGACCACCAAUCUGAAUUUUGUGGAUACCCAGGUUUUGGCCUCUCUUGUAGUGGCCAGCAACCAUUUCUCCACCUGUCCGGCCAUCUCUACAGUGUCCAAAAUUUUGACUUUUCCAAAAACACCCUCACCGUGGCCUAUAGUGACAUAGUUAACAACAGUGUUUGUCCUGUGGCACCUCAUGGUGUGACAUUAAACACCUCUUCUUUCUUAAACUAUACUAUGGACAAUAAGCUGCUAUGUUUUUUCAAUAAUUGUACACUGUAUCCACCUUCACUUCCAUCUAUAGAUUGUUUACGAUACGGUGCUAAGCGUUCUUUUGUGUUCAUCAUGGGAGCAAUCCCGGAGUUUGAUUGGCAGAGAUAUUGUGAGUCAGCAGUGACCAUUCCGGUGAUUGAAAAGGCAGUGGAUCAUGUUCUUCUGGCUAAUGGUUAUGCAGGAGCCUUGCUUGGUGGAUUCAAAUUAACAUGGCGAAUACCGGACGGUUUGUGCCGAUCAUGUGAGGCCACUGGUGGAUUUUGUGGCUACAGAGAUGGUCUCCAUCAGAAGUUCAUUUGCUUUUGUAGGGAUGGACAACAUUUCUCUAAUUGUCAUGACAAUGGUGGUGUCUCAAUAACAAUUAGACCGAAUUUUAUGGCCAUGGGUGCUAUAAUUUUUGGCAGUUUAAUUAUAGCGUCAACAAUUUUUUACUUCACCCAGAAAAAGAAGAUUGCUUCACAGAAACCAACUUUCAGUCGAAUACCGAGCAGUGGAAAAUGAUAAAUUGUUUUGCAAUUUAAGGAUUCAGAAGCGACUUUUUGUUUUUUGGGUGAAUUGUGAAGGCAACAUAUUAUGCUAGUUCAAGAUGGUAAAUUAAGAAGCUAUAUAUGCGUUUGCCCAGGAAAUAAGAGGGUAUAAGAACA